AUCCGAGGAACCGUUACUUGCUUCAUCUUGGAAUGGAUGCUAGGCAAGAAGAGAGACAGGAUUUGGCUGAUGAUGUUGGUUCGGUUCCCGCGAUUCGGGCUGUCGGGAAUGUUGAUGUUGUUGGUAAGGCUGAUUGGAUUACAUACUUGGGAUCUUCUAAUGUUGCUAUUGCUCUACGUGCUGCUGCCAUUAUGCUUAAAUUGGAUAGUGGGUGGAGUUGGUUUAUUACUUUGAGUGCUCGUGAUUAUCCUCUUAUUACACAGGAUGAUCUAUCCCACGUAUUCUCCUCCGUAAGUAGAGACCUCAAUUUCAUAGAUCACACCAGUGACCUUGGAUGGAAAGAGAGUGAUAGAUUCCAACCUAUUGUAGUUGACCCGGGAACAUAUUUAGCUAGGAGAAGUCAAAUAUUUCAAGCUACAGAGAAGAGGACAACACCCGAUGCAUUCAAACUCUUCACUGGUUCACCGUGGGUCACCUUGAGCCGACCUUUUCUAGAGUUCUGCAUUUUUGGUUGGGAUAAUUUACCACGAACGCUACUGAUGUAUUUUACGAAUGUUAAGUUAUCUCAAGAAGGCUACUUUCACUCGGUCAUUUGCAACGCACCGGAAUUUAAGAAUACGACAGUAAAUGGUGACUUACGAUGCAUGAUAUGGGACAAUCCUCCGAAGAUGGAACCUCUCUUCCUUAAUACAUUGGUUUAUGAUAUGAUGGCAGAAAGCGGAGCAGCUUUUGCAAGACAGUUCCAGGCCAAUAACCCUGUUCUGGAUUUGAUAGACAAAAAAAUUCUGCGACGCGGUCGGAAUCGAGCCGCCCCAGGGGCAUGGUGCUCAGGACGGGGAAGCUGGUGGGUGGAUCCAUGUUCCCAGUGGGGCGAUGUCGAUAUUCUGAAGCCAGGUCCUCAGGCUAAGAAGCUAGAGGCGUCUGUUUCUAGUCUUCUUGAUGACUGGACGUCACAGACGAAUCAGUGCCAGUAAUCAUAUAAUAGACACUAAGAAUAGAAACCAUUGUAGGAAGCUGUGCGGGUCUAUCUUAUCGCACUGACCAGUAGAAGUUGCCAUUUUAUUUUUGAAGGAAGAAAAAGAAAACACAUUCUUCGGUUGCGAAAGGUUAAUAUCAAUCUUGAAAAAGGAUGGACUCUGUGUAUAAGAAAUCAAGAGUUGAGAGACGGAAAGAGGAAAUGCGUUUUGGCUGGGAUUUUUUGGAGGCUUUGAUAUUUAUGUUGGAUCCUCCGAUGAUCUUCUUGCUUUCUAUUGAUAAUGUUGUAUGUUCUAUAAUGUUUUCUCAUCUCGACGAUUCGAGCAGGAUAGCAGCUAGCUUAUUCUUUUUGGAUUAUGAAUAUGAUUGUCAUUUUCCAGUCUCUAAUCCAUAUAUUUCCAUUA
Messenger RNA from Lathyrus oleraceus (garden pea), 1379 nucleotides. RefSeq names its product beta-glucuronosyltransferase GlcAT14A. The record is from RefSeq and is a predicted model, not a curated record. The transcript is spliced from 4 exons. Gene Ontology annotation, molecular function: glucuronosyltransferase activity. NCBI's taxonomy places the organism in Eukaryota, Viridiplantae, Streptophyta, Magnoliopsida, Fabales, Fabaceae. Gene Ontology annotation, cellular component: membrane. Bases 33 to 974 code for a protein of 313 amino acids.